Messenger RNA from Quercus lobata, 450 nucleotides. Its product is annotated as protein PELPK1. The transcript has a single exon. The coding region runs from base 1 to 450 and encodes 149 amino acids. The record is from RefSeq and is a predicted model, not a curated record. Lineage: Eukaryota; Viridiplantae; Streptophyta; Magnoliopsida; Fagales; Fagaceae.
AUGGCUAGUUGCAAGCAUGUUUUCAUGUUGGCUUUAAUUGUAACACUGUCUUUGUCAAGCAUAAAUAUGAGCUUCGCAGCUCGUCAACUAUUGCAAACGCCUGCAGCUCCACCCCCAGCGUUGACGCUGCCUACAGUUCCAUCUCUGCCAACAUUGCCUCCAUUGCCCUCAGUGCCAACACUGCCUCAAGCUACAUCGCCACCACUGCCUAGCACUCCAUUGCCAACUUUGCCAACUCAACCAACUCUGCCAAGGACCACAUUGCCACCAUUGCCAAGCACCCAAAUCCCCUCCUUACCUAAUCCGACUUUGCCAACAGUUCCUAAGGUGACUCUUCCUCCUCUGCCAGCCACUCCAUUGCCCACCAUCCCUACAACAAUCCCAUCAAUCCCUACCAUUCCAACCACAAUUCCAUCUAUUCCUUUCUUCUCCCCACCCCCAUCAAACUGA